This is a messenger RNA of Salarias fasciatus (jewelled blenny), 2126 nucleotides long. RefSeq names its product short-chain dehydrogenase/reductase 3-like. Gene Ontology annotation, biological process: retinoid metabolic process; regulation of retinoic acid receptor signaling pathway. The record is from RefSeq and is a predicted model, not a curated record. The transcript has 6 exons. Gene Ontology annotation, molecular function: all-trans-retinol dehydrogenase (NAD+) activity. Bases 531 to 1439 code for a protein of 302 amino acids. Gene Ontology annotation, cellular component: lipid droplet. Lineage: Eukaryota; Metazoa; Chordata; Actinopteri; Blenniiformes; Blenniidae.
CACCAGUCAGGGCAGACGGGCAGUGGAGCAAAAAGAUUCAUCCCCACUUAACAUGUCAAUCAGGAUUAAUGCCCUGCCAAACCUCCCCUUUAGGUUGAUCCAGGUCCUCCUGGACUCAGGCGCUAAUAUAUAUAAGGCACGAGCAGCGGGAGCGGCGGCAGCACGAGACGAGCAGCUCGGCAGAGACGCGGCGCGCGCGGAGCGGAGUGGAGUCUGGACUUUCCACCACUCGAUCGCAGCCUGACAGCAGAAAUGAGCGAUCACUCACUGCUUUCCAGAGCCUGACGGACUGAGAUGUCAGAGCUGCUCGGAGUCAUAUAGCUCGCGCCUGAGUUCGGAUUACUUUCCUCAUGCAACCUUCCCUGGAGCUGCAGAUCACGCUGUUUGCAUGCGGAUAAAAAAAAAAAAACUUGCAAGGAGUCCAGAAGUAGUUGUCUCUACACUUUUUUUUUUUUUUAAUCUGGAGGAGGACAUCAGUUGUGCAACGUGAAACUUGCAGCCUGAGACAUUGUAUCUGUCGGCUUUCCGAGAUGGAGCUGAAGAGUGUGUGUCGCAUGCUUCUUUUCCCCGUGCAGAUACUGUAUUAUGUGCUGAGAGCAACUUUUCAGUCCCUGCUGCCGAGCAGGAGGAAGGACCUGAGCAGGGAGGUGGUGUUGAUCACCGGCGGAGGACGAGGCAUCGGCAGACACCUGGCCGCGGAGUUUGCCAAGCAGGGAGCCAGGAAGGUGAUUCUGUGGGGCAGAACAGAAAAGUGCCUCAAGGAGACAGCCGAAGAAAUCUCCCUCUCUGGAACGGAGUGCCAUUACUUCCUAUGCGACGUGGCCAAUCGGGAGGAAGUUUACAAGCAAGCCAAGGUGGUGAGAGAAAAGGUGGGAGAUGUUACGAUAUUAGUGAACAACGCAGCGGUCGUUCAUGGUAAAAGUCUGAUGGACAGCGACGACGACGCCCUCCUGAAAUCCCAACAUAUCAACACCAUGGGACAGUUCUGGACAACAAAAGCCUUCCUGCCUCGAAUGCUGGAGCUUCAACACGGCCACGUCGUCUGCAUUAAUUCCAUCCUGUCCCAGUCGCCCAUCCCCGGGGCCAUAGACUACUGCACCUCCAAGGCCUCGUCGCUGGCGUUCAUGGAGAGCCUGACGCUGGGCCUGCUGGACUGCCCCGGCGUCAGCUGCACCACCGUGCUGCCCUUCCACACCAACACAGAGAUGUUCCAGGGCAUGAGAGUCAGGUUUCCUCAGCUCUUUCCACCCCUCAAACCGGAGGUAGUUGCUCAGAGGACCGUGGAAGCAGUCAGAUCUAACAGGGCCUUCCUCUACCUGCCCUGGACGAUGCACGCUCUGGUCAUUCUCAAAAGCUUCAUGCCACAGGUUGCGCUUGAAGAAAUCCACAAGUUCUCUGGGAGUUAUACCUGCAUGAACACGUUCAAAGGGAGGACAUGAGGCCGGAUUGUGCACCGUAUGAGAGCAAGCUGGACAGCUCAGGUGUGAUGAAGGGAAGAACGGACCUAAAGACGUCUGAACGUGACGAGGCCCUGUAAUACCGUGGACACAAAUACUUAGGGGACAUGCAAGGGUGUUGCUUCUGCAGCUAGAAUGAAUUGAUGAACUGUACGAUACAUUCUGCUCGUGUGUGUGUGUGUGUUUGUGUGUGUGUGUGUACGUGCGCGCGUGGAUUUGUGUGUAGUAUUGAGGACUGAACGCCACUCUCACUCUGAACAGAAGCCAUGCAUAGGUCUGUAUUAGUAGUUAUUCCGGAAGUUUGUUGUGAACUCAUUUUAGUUUGUUUUUACAGUUUUUUUUUUUUUUUUUGUUUUGUUUUUUAAUUCUCUUUUUAAAGUGUCUUUAAAUCAAAACAAGAUAAUAAAGUGGAGUUUUAGAAUUGCACUGUCUCCCUUUGUGGAUGAUAUAAAUAGAGAGGGUGCACGCUGGGGAGGCGCACGCUGUUUUGAUGUCUGGGUUUCGGCUCCCAUGGCAGUGUGUGAUAAUACCUUUUGAUUUAUUCCAAGCAUGACAUCAACCACUGUGACAGACAAUGUUGUCUCAACAUAAAACACACUCUCGGGGGCAUGUGGGGCAUUCUCCUGCUUGUGCUGUGCCGUCACAAUACGGCGCAGGGGGAUCGCGUAA